Messenger RNA from Syzygium oleosum, 2507 nucleotides. RefSeq lists its product as uncharacterized. Gene Ontology annotation, biological process: DNA-templated transcription. The transcript is spliced from 10 exons. The record is from RefSeq and is a predicted model, not a curated record. Lineage: Eukaryota; Viridiplantae; Streptophyta; Magnoliopsida; Myrtales; Myrtaceae. Bases 268 to 2175 code for a protein of 635 amino acids. Gene Ontology annotation, molecular function: transcription corepressor activity. Gene Ontology annotation, cellular component: nucleus.
CUUCUCUCCUACUCCCCGGCUCCACCACCGUCGCAUCAGGAGGAGGCCAUCGCCGCCGCCGCCGCCGCCGCCGCCGACAGCCGCGCGGCGCCCGCUCCUCCGGCCCCGGCGCUCCUCUCCGGCCGCCGCUCUCCGACGCCGCCAACUUCCGGCGAUCGGUUCUCCCUGGAUCAAUCCGAAUUACCGCCGCGGCGACACCGCAAGCCGGAUCCUCGGUUCACGCCAUGAUCGCGGACGGUUCGUGAAAGCCGCCCGUCGCCGAUUACGAUGUCGCAGCAUCAGCAUCAGCAGCACGCUCAUGGCAACAGCGGCGGCGGCGGCGGCAAUGCCAUCAUACCGGUGAGCGAGGUGUAUUGGUCACUGGUCGAUAAAGCCGACAAGAAGUUCUCUAAGAUCAGGGACUUGCCCUUCUACGAGCGCCAGAGGUAUGACACCUACUUCUACAAGGUGUUUAAAGUGUACACUGAACUGUGGAAGUAUCAGCAAGAGAAUAGGCAGAAGUUGGUGGAAGCUGGGCUCAAGAGAUGGGAGAUUGGCGAGAUCGCGUCCCGGAUUGCCCAGCUAUAUUUUGGGCAGUACAUGCGCACGAGCGAAGCGAGUUAUUUGUCGGAGUCCUACAUAUUCUAUGAGGCAAUUUUGAACCGGGAAUAUUUUAAGGAGGGAUUGUUUCAGGAUCUCAAUUUGGCCAACAAGCAGCUGAGGUUUCUUGCCCGGUUUUUGAUGGUCUGUUUAGUCUUUAACAAGAGAGAAAUGGUGAAUCAGUUGGUUGGUCAACUAAAAUUGUUGGUUGAUGAAUGCAAGAGAACAUUUCAGGACACUGAUUUUAAAGAAUGGAAGCUGGUGGUUCAGGAAAUUAAUAGGUUUUUGAAAGCUGACACGGCUUUUAUGAAUACCAGGCCUUUGAGAUAUAGUCUUGCUUUGGAUCCCCACACGGAUUCUCUGCCACGUGUUGCUGCGUCUAUCACAAAUAGACAUCUGAGAUUACGAGAUGCAAUACUGAGCAGCUAUCACCAUAAUGAGGUGAAGUUUUCAGAGCUCACUCUUGACACUUUCAGGAUGCUUCAGUGUUUGGAGUGGGAACCAAGUGGCUCAUUUUACCAGUCACCUGGAACUAAACUUGGUGCUUCUGGUCAUACUCGCACUAGCUGCUCUCAGGAUAUUGUUGAUCAUACUUUGCCUCCAAACCCGCGAAAAGCUGUUUUAUAUCGACCAUCAGUGACCCAUUUUGUGGCAGUACUUGCCACUAUUUGUGAAGAGCUUCCACCAGAUGGAGUUCUUUUACUAUAUCUGUCAGCUUCAGGAAGAAGAAGAUCUUCCAUUUCACUGUCAGCCGGGGUUGGAGCUUUUUCUGAUGCUACAGAAAACAUAGCGAGAAACCUCCAGACUGUUGGCAUAUCUUCUGAUGAAACGUCUAGUAUUACAUUUGGCUCCCUAAGUGAUGAUGUACCUCCGUCUGGACAAAGCAAAGUUGACUGCAUGCAUCACCGAAGUCCUUGUUUGCAGUUUGGUAAUCGUAAUAGUGGAGGUUCAAAUUGCAUAUAUCCCUGUGACUUACUUCCAUUCACAAGGAGGCCACUGGUUUUAGUAAUUGACAGCGACAGCAGCAUGGCCUUUGAGGCUAUACAUGGAGCGGAAAAAGGAGAACCUGCUGCACUUCUUUUAUCUCCAAGAAGUUUAGCUCCAACUGUCGCACACGACUUCUCUCGUUGCCCUGGUGGAAGCUUAUUUACAAUCUUCCUCACAGCUCCGUUGCAGGCAUUCUGUAUAUUGCUAGGUGUUUCAAGCUCAGAAAUUCAUAUGGAAGUUUUUAGUAAAGCUGAGAAGUUGCUUUCGUCCUCAUUGAAUGACUGGGGUUUUGCUUUGGCAACAUCUGACUCCCUUAAUCCUGUCUGGGCACAAAUUCUGAAUGACCCUUUUUUAAGGCGACUUCUUAUCAGAUUUCUAUUUUGCCAGGCAGUAUUGAGUCUGUAUAUCCCAACCUCAGGUAAGGAGGAGUUUCUUCCCAAGUGUCUGCCCAGUCUUCCCAAGUCCGUCACUCCUACAAGUGUCGCAGUCCAAAGCGUAGUCCGGCAGAUCGCUAGCAUCUUCUCCAUCGACAAGAAGUUCAACUUUUCCGGAGCAAUCCCCGUGUCUGAAUCCGGAGAAAGUGAAUCAGAGUCAAUCGCAUCUUCUUGAUGAUUCUCUAGCGCGCAGAUUAUCUAGUGUGUUCAGACCACAUGGCUCGUAUAACAUGCUGCUAAAUUUAGGUGGCUGUCCAUUCAGAUUCGUCGCGUUUGCGUUUUGGGUGGUUCCAAGUUUGUGUCGAGUGGCCUCUUCUUCUGUUUCGAGGGGAACGAUCCCGGUACAUACCAAGUCUGUACGUCGACGGUCUGCGAAAGGUAGGAUUUACACAGGGUUUAUGCAUAUUUUUCGAAAGUAGCGAAUUCGAGGGAGCAAAAAUGCAAGGAUUUUGUUUGGCUCCUGCCAGUAGUAGCUUUACCAAAAUAGAUUUUGAUUUUUGAGCUUCA